Messenger RNA from Alternaria burnsii, 1743 nucleotides. RefSeq lists its product as uncharacterized. Bases 1 to 1743 code for a protein of 580 amino acids. The transcript has a single exon. NCBI's taxonomy places the organism in Eukaryota, Fungi, Ascomycota, Dothideomycetes, Pleosporales, Pleosporaceae. The record is from RefSeq and is a predicted model, not a curated record.
AUGCGGCCACCGGCGCAUCGAACAAAGCUUCCACAGGGCUCACUGAGGCCUCCGACAACACGCUCCUCUGACCGUCCAUGUCCACGCCAGUUUUCGUACAAACACCCCCGCCAAUUCCUCGUCGCGCACCAAGGCUCGCCGCGGCCACAGCUACCGUUCUUGUACCCCUCCGGCCAGCACCUUUCCAAUGGCCAACUACAACGUCUCUUCUCCAUUAGCGCAAACCACAAGAAAUUCAUAAAAGAGACAGCAAAAUUGAGUGUGCGGUACAGCAUUCUCAUCUUUCUGCUCUCAUCAUGCGUCAGUAUUGCGAGUCUGGGCAUAUUGAGCGAGCAACAAGAGCGGGCCUUUCCGUCGCCCCAUGAGUGGAGUCUGAUCACGAGGUUCAGGUUCAGGAGAGGAAAGUGGUGGCAGGUGCCCGAGAACAACGAGGAAGAGGGAUUCCCCAACUGGGCGCGGGUUUACUCAGAGCUGGAAUAUGCGCUGAAUCGACUGGAGAACCCGGACAAGGAUGGAGCGGGCUUGAUGGACCAGGAGGAAGGAGGGAUACUAGUGCCCGGCCUAGGCAAGGCAGGCUUCGACUUGACAGCAAAAAGCGAGGAGUGGCGGCAAGGGUACUAUGAAGUCCUAAUGGGCAUGGGCAAUGCCGCGGAAAGACUAGACGGAUGGGUAACGGACAAGUGGAGGAGAAAUGUAUGGGCACCAGAGUUCAUUCAAUCACCCUCGAAUCCACGACCGAAGGCUGUUCUCCCUGGUAUGCCCGAGCCACCAGAUGAGGAGCAUCGCACACCCGCAGCGGAAGCGCCAGAGACGUUUUACCUCAAGAUAAUCACCUCAAAGGGUUUCACUACAUACCAACGGCUGUCAGCUGCAUUAAGCUACGCAGACUGGCUCAGCUUCAGAAAGCUUCCAGAUUCUGCGGAGGAGAUGUAUAGGUGGGCACUCGACAUCGCGAUUGCAGGCCUGCCGACAUCUGAGCCGUCGGCGGUUAUCGAUCGCGACAGUGGCAUUCUUUCGUCCAUAGCGCCGAGAGAAGCAAUAACACCAAACAUUGUCUAUGCCGCGACGAACUUGGCCACAUUCUUAGCAGAGCAACGAAGAGUCGCAUCUGCGCUUCCGAUAUUCAUAUCCUUGCUUCGUGCUCGCAUCGAAGCGGAGGAGGAGCGUGUCCCUCUGGCACAGGCCAAGAAAGACAACACACUUGCCGGCACUCUAUUCAGCUUGCUGCGCGAACCCGACUACCCAGAUGUGCCACCUUCUGGUGACGAACCACUUCUCCGGAAGGAAAGCGAUCGUUGCGAAGAGGCUGCCUUGAAGAACUACAUAGGCGAGAUUCUUUUUGCGACAGCUGGCAGCUCAUCUGGUCAGCGCCAACAAGGACUCUCUUGGGUGCGUGACGCUGUCUCUACUUCCAAGCUCGCGCAAUCCCUUGAACCUAUACGUGCAAACGACGACCUCCGCAAGAAGUGCGAAAAGUGCGAAGAAGUUGGUCUUGAGUCAUGGGGGAAGAUCAUGACAUACCUAGCUGCUGAGGCACGCGAAAAACGCGAUCACGCGAAGAGCGGGGGUCUGCAGGGACUAGUGUGGAAGGCCAAGGGUACGAAGGACUUGGAUGAGAAGGUAGAAGACUUGGAGGGUGAAGAAGAGGGCGUGAUACUUCGGUUGAACAAGCUCAGAAGCAAGAUGCUCAAGGAGGAGUACGCUGAGAUGGAUCGCAAGUACGCGCGAACCUUUGUAUUUUAG